Molecule: messenger RNA, 2472 nt
Organism: Dromiciops gliroides (monito del monte)
Lineage: Eukaryota; Metazoa; Chordata; Mammalia; Microbiotheria; Microbiotheriidae
Gene: PITPNA
Product: phosphatidylinositol transfer protein alpha
Exons: 12
Coding region: 181-993 (270 amino acids)
Biological process (GO): phospholipid transport
Cellular component (GO): cytoplasm
Molecular function (GO): phosphatidylinositol binding; phosphatidylinositol transfer activity; phosphatidylcholine intramembrane carrier activity
Source: RefSeq, a predicted model, not a curated record
AGACGCCCCGCCCCCCGCGCGGUGCUGCGGAACCAGGAGCCCCGGGCGGCGGCAGCCGAGGCUGGACAGGCGGCCAGGGGCGACGGAAGGACGACGACGACGACGAGCGCGGCCGGGCCGAGCUGAGGCGAGAGCGGCCGCCGCGAAGCGGGCCAGCCGCACGGACGCCGGGCUCCAGACAUGGUGCUGAUCAAGGAGUAUCGAGUCAUCCUGCCUGUGUCCGUAGAAGAGUACCAGGUAGGACAGCUGUAUUCGGUGGCAGAGGCCAGUAAGAACGAAACUGGUGGUGGUGAAGGUGUGGAGGUCUUGGUGAAUGAGCCCUAUGAGAAGGAUGGAGAGAGAGGCCAAUAUACCCACAAGAUCUACCACUUACAGAGCAAAGUGCCGACAUUUGUUCGAAUGCUGGCCCCGGAGGGAGCCCUGAAUAUCCAUGAAAAAGCGUGGAAUGCCUACCCCUACUGUAGAACAGUUAUUACAAAUGAAUAUAUGAAAGAUGACUUCCUGAUUAAAAUCGAAACCUGGCACAAACCUGACCUUGGAACACUGGAAAAUGUGCACAAACUGGAGCCAGAUGUAUGGAAACACGUGGAAACCGUUUUUAUAGAUAUUGCUGAUCGGAGCCAAGUGCUUAGCAAGGAUUACAAGCAAGAAGAAGAUCCAGCAAAAUUUAAAUCCAUCAAGACAGGACGGGGACCACUGGGUCCUAAUUGGAAGAAAGAAUUGGCUAAUCAGAAAGACUUGCCAUACAUGUGCGCCUACAAACUGGUAACCGUCAAGUUCAAGUGGUGGGGCCUCCAGAGCAAAGUUGAAAACUUUAUACAGAAGCAAGAGAAGCGUCUGUUUACAAAUUUUCACCGGCAGCUGUUCUGUUGGCUUGAUAAGUGGGUUGAGCUGACUAUGGAUGACAUUCGCAGGAUGGAAGAUGAGACCAAGAGACAGCUGGAUGAGAUGAGAGAAAAAGACCCCGUGAAAGGAAUGACAGCAGAUGACUAAGGCCGUCCCUUCCCCUCAGCACUUUUUGCAAGACAGCGGUCAGCAGGAAGGCCCAGCAGCUCCACCCUCCUGAGCGACAGGCCACCUUCGGACCCAGCCUUUCUGUGCCCAAUCGACAGGCGAUUUCCAACCCCUCGUAGCUAACUCUAGAUGCCCUUUAAUAUUGUGAACAACUAGACCGUCUGGUAUUAUUAAGCACAUGUGUGCGGGAGCCGGCGCCUUGGAGACGUGUGGCGUGUAGGUCGCUGGACUGACAGCUCCUCCCUCCUUUUUUCCAUUGUGUUCUGACCCAUUUCCAUGUGGCCCCUAUUUCCAAGUGACAUUUUUAGCUGAAAUAGCUGUCUUUUGUGAUGUGAUUUAAAUGAUUUAAGUUUGUCUGUUUUAAACCUGGGAUAAACUGAGGCCUCUUGUGUCCUGGCCAGACCCUCAUGAUUCUGAGUGCUAACCUGGGGAAAAAGAAGCUGUUGGGUGGAUGGAUUGAUUUUUCCCCUUCUCCUCCCCGCCUCCUCCCCUCCUCUCCCCCACCCUAUCCCCAUGGCAGUGCAGCUUCGAGACUCUUAAUAUAUGCUUCUAGCGCCCAAUAUUCUGGUGCUUCAUACCAAGGGUAACCAUGGCUUAGCCAAUCAUAGUUUAGGAACAAAAACAAGCCCAGCCCAUGGCACCAGCACUUGGAAUCACUAUCUUUGGAGACACCUAAUAGCUUCUUAAACCAGUCUGUAACUCACUUUGUCUGCAUCGUUGGCAGAGCCCAUGAUGUCACUGUCAAGUCUCUCUAGCUAGAGGGGCUCUGUCCUAUUUGGCCCUUGUAACUCUCCAUAUCACCAUGAGAAGUGACCCUGUGGAUGGGCUGCCUCUCAGGUUGGUGCUUCUGUUGAGCAAUAAUCCCACCUUCUCUUGGAGCCCCCUUCCCUGGCUUGGAGACUGGCUAGGAUGCUACAUGCAAGAAAUCCCCUUUGCCCUAAGGCAAAGUCCUGUCAUCCUCCAGUGCUUCUGGAGAGGGAUGAGGAAGAGGCCCGGUCUGCAAGGCCCACUCCUUCAUUUGCCCAAGCUGAGCUCUGCUCUGGACAACCCCAGAGGGUCAGAGGAAGCUUCUGGCCAACACUCCCCCAGGCUGGGCCUGGGGAGGAGGUGGAGCAAGCUGGCCUUCCAGGCAGGGCCCAGACUGUAGAAUUAGCCAGCUGCCCGAGCCUCCUCCUCCUCUUCCUCCUCCUCUUCCUCUUCCUCUUCCUCUUCCUCCUCAGCAGAACUUGAGACGGCUCUUCUCCCAGCCAAGGGCACCCACCCGAAGCAGCUGAGGUGUCACCAAUUCUCCAAAGCUGCUCAAGUCAUCAGUGUUCUAAGCCCAUGCUGCCCCGUGCUCGCACUGCCCAAGAGAGAGGCAAGAUCCCUGUCAGGGAGGAGGUAGUGUGUCUGUGGGUCUCUGGUAGUUUGCUUUGCCUUACUUAUCUCUAAGUGCAAUAAAAGGAGUGUAGGACUACA